AUGUCGUCGGACCGGGUCCUCUUCCACUGCCCCUGCUGCGAGCCCGUCUCCGUCAAACGACCACCUCCGUCCGAAGCGCCCCUAUCGACGUUUGGGCACCACGAGCUAUCGUCCCUCCUCUUUUGCGAGGAAUGCGAUGCGAUUAGAUGCUCGACCUGUGUCGCAUUCGAGAUUGCGUGUUGGUACUGUCCGACGUGCUUGUUCGAAGUGCCGUCUGCUUCGGUGCGAGGGGAGAAGAACAGGUCGGUUUGCGGAACUGAGCUCACUGGGAAGGUCGCCUCGGAACCAGAGCACACGAGAUAAUCGACUGAAUAUUCUUCCCUGCUGCAUCAGAUGUGCGCGCAACUGCUUCCAAUGCCCACAAUGCUCGCACUCUCUCUCGGCGUUCCCGUCCGACCCAGACCCUUCGCACCCUCCAGCCUCAGCUGCCGCCUCGAUCGGUGAAGCACCUUACUUCCUUGCGUGCACCGUCUGUCGAUGGGAUUCAAAGUCAGUCGGAAUCGUCUUUGAUAAGCCGACCGGUCUAGCGCGUGAGUUUAUUGGAUGGUGCUCUGGACUCUGUGAACACUCGGGGCCCCACCCACUGAGUAUUGGUCCCGAAUAUCGUCAUUCCCGGGCUCCAUUAGAACAACUGCAGAAACUCGACGACGGUUCAUCCGAGCUGACCGAAUUCGAUCGGCUCAAAGAUCAUUUCGAGCCCUACAUCCGACGAGGACAAGCCCACGCCUCAGCCUCGACCACCACUGGAACUCUGGCCCCCAGCACGAUGCCUGCUUCGACCUCGUCGACGAUCGCUUCUUCAGUCCUCAAGGAUAUUCCAGGAUUGGGGAAUCGCUAUGCUCAUCUUCUUGGUGGGAUGGGGACGAGGAGUGGGAAAGGUGCUGAAGCGGUCAAUGGUGCAAGGGACGAGUUGGAGCCCUAUGAAGCUCUUGUCCCGGCCAAAGGGUCGGUGGAGAAAGGGAAGGGAGUAGAGCGGGACGAUGAACUCGUACGCAAGAUGGAGAGCUUGCAGGACUUUGAGCAGGUCGCUGCACUUGAGAAGAGGUGGACGAAUAGCUGGGACGCGUUGGAGUUGAGAGGGGUCAUGGCUGAGUGAGUUCCUUCCACCUCUGGACGCGAGGCGACAAGUACUGAUAUCACAUUCCCCGACGGGUCGCCACUCCACAGCUCACUUCGACCUCUCCGAACGCUACUUCAGGCCAAGCGAUCCAAACGCUGUCCGAUCUGCAAGCACAUCCUGAUCAAACCUGAACAGAAGGCCGCCUCGACCCGCUUCAAGAUCAAGCUCGUCGCGUCCAACUACCUCCCUUCCAUCGACGUCUACCGUCGACCCCCCGCAACGAUUGGAAGUCGACUGAGCGCGAUCGCGGCGGGUACGGCUUCGUUACGUCGUGCUGGACCAAGGGGGAGUGGGAUUGGGGCUUCGAUUAGUGGUCCGAAGGGGAUGGUCGAGAUGGAUGAGGAACCGCUCAGACCGGGGAGGACGUAUACAUUCGAAUUGUCGUUCACGAAUCCGCUAUACGAGUCUAUUCAAGUUCGAUUGGCUGUUGCUCGUCCGACGGCUUCGACCAAGGCAGUGGGAUCGGCGAGGACGGAUAUAGGGGCCGAUUCAGGUGUAUCGACGCUAGCUACGGCUCCCCCGCCUUACGCAGUCAAUCUACCCUCGGGCUACUUCCCCAUCUCGGCUUACGCGGAAGAAUGGGAGUUCGAAGACGACGACCAAAGGAUGGACUCGGACGACCAAGAUUCCGAGGAGAGUGCGGGUGGUGGAGGGGGUGGGGAGGGAGGGGACGCGCCGAAGAGUAAAAGGGCGAGGAACGCGGCGAUGGGGAUUGUCGAGAGGAAGAUGAAUAGGACGACGGUGGCGAUGGAGGUUGCUGUAGGUAGGGAAACGGUUGGGCCUAUUAAGGUGAGUUGAACUGGUCUAUGGGAUCGACGUAUGGUGCGGCUCACCGACGGCACUCUUGGCUCUCGGAUAGGCCAACAUGCUCGUCACUUACGUCUACCACAACGGGGAAUCAACCUCUGCCCCGCCCGGGUCACCCCUCCAGUCCCCCGUCAAAGGUGGGACAGGAACGGGAGGGGGGACCAAGUCGGCUUCUUCGGAUGUCAAGACGUUCACUUUCUGGACAUUGUUCAACCUCGGGACGGUAACGCCGCGAACAACGGCUGGGUCGAGCGAGGCGAGGAAGAGUUUCAUAGUUCCCAGUUCGAGUGGUUGA
This is a messenger RNA of Microbotryum saponariae, 2222 nucleotides long. NCBI's taxonomy places the organism in Eukaryota, Fungi, Basidiomycota, Microbotryomycetes, Microbotryales, Microbotryaceae. The record is from the annotation of a GenBank genome assembly.